CUACCCUUAUCAUUAAGGGAUGUAAUUUGUAAAAUCUCGUGAUUCUAUAGUUUAUUUACAUGAGUUACAAGAUGGCUGAAGAGGUUCAUUGUAUGCACUUUGUAGAAAGAAAAAAACGGUACUGUCGUAUGACAGUUAGAAAAGGUAACAAGUAUUGUGGUGAGCAUCAAGGCCUUUCGUUAGACAUUAAUCGCGACACUAAUGGGAGGCCUGAAGAUAAAAGAGUGAAAUGCCCUCUUGACUCGAAACAUACCUGCUAUGAGUCAAAGUUAUCCAAACACUUGAAGGUGUGCAAUGCAAAGCAAUUACUGGACUCCCAGCCUUCAUUUAUAGUAAAAGGGAUUAAUUUGGACAAGACAUGCGAAACAUCACAACAUGUGCCCCUACAUGAGCUCAAUCAGCUUGUAAUAGAUGCUGUCAUAAACAAAGUAAAAGAUGCUUAUGAAAAGUUACCACAAUUUCCACAAAUGGUAUUGGAACACAAUGUACUUCAAAGCAAAGUAAACGACGAAUAUUGUGGGAAAGCUGUUAAGAAACAUUUGUUACAAAAUUCGUCGUUGUUGUCGCAUUUGGAACGCUCUGGUCUUGUACAAGACAAUACAUGUUUUAUUGAAUUUGGAGCAGGGAAGGGCAAGCUGACUUAUUGGUUAGGGCAAAUGAUAAAAGAUAUGAAAGACAGUUGUAUUCUGUUAGUAGACCGAUCGAGUCACAGACAUAAAAGCGAUAAUAAAUUAAAGAACGAACAAUCUUCUCUCGAAAUAAAAAGGAUCCGAGCCGAUAUCGCCGAUUUAAAACUGAACGAUGUUAGGGAAAUUCAGAAGUUCAAUUAUAAGGUUGGUAUUGCCAAGCACUUGUGUGGAUCAGCUACAGAUUUAACUAUAAAUUGUUUAGCCCGAGCAAUGCAAAAUGAACCUAAAUGCAACAUCACCGGCUUAAUAAUUGCAUUCUGUUGCCACCACAGAUGCGAAUACGCGUCGUACGUUGGAAAAGAAUAUUUGGAACAAUGUGGAUUUACAUCGAACGAAUUUCCAAUUUUAUGCAGCAUUGCCAGCUGGGCAACUUGUGGAUCUACCAUAAACAAAACAGCCAUAAAUCCAGAUGGUCCAAACGAUCUUAGCGACACAAGAACAAGCGGAAAGCAUUUAAUCUCGAGCGAAAGAGAAAAUAUCGGUCGUAAAGUGAAAUCGUUAUUAAAUUGGGGUCGUUUGAAGUUCUUGGAAACCAUUGGAUUCCGAAGCAAUUUAAUUUAUUACACCACUACUGAAAUAUCCCUAGAAAACAUGUGUAUUAUAUCUACGAAAGACCAAAUAAAGUGA
Molecule: messenger RNA, 1316 nt
Organism: Colletes gigas
Lineage: Eukaryota; Metazoa; Arthropoda; Insecta; Hymenoptera; Colletidae
Product: tRNA:m(4)X modification enzyme TRM13 homolog
Exons: 5
Coding region: 60-1316 (418 amino acids)
Biological process (GO): tRNA methylation
Source: RefSeq, a predicted model, not a curated record